Messenger RNA from Fusarium musae, 1077 nucleotides. RefSeq lists its product as uncharacterized. The record is from RefSeq and is a predicted model, not a curated record. NCBI's taxonomy places the organism in Eukaryota, Fungi, Ascomycota, Sordariomycetes, Hypocreales, Nectriaceae. The coding region runs from base 1 to 1077 and encodes 358 amino acids. The transcript has 3 exons.
AUGGAGCAGACUCAGGAAAAGGUUGAGGGCGGCCAUGUUCUCCAGACACCGCUUUGGAUUGUCAUAAUUCGAGGCUUCCAGUUCCUAAUUUCUCUUAUUAUUGUUGGUCUUUGUGGUCGUUUGAUGCAUGAUGCUACGCUCGAUGAAGAAGCUCUAUCUCUCGCCAUUGCAAUCAUUUCAUGGAUAGUCAUCGCAUACGUCCUCCUCACAGAGAAAAUCCCCAGUCUUCAAAACGCAUAUCACAUCAUCGCUGUUUUAAGUCUCGAUGCGUUAAUGAUGGUUCUCUGGCUUGCCGCUUGGGCUGCCACUGCUGCGAGACGUGCCAAAUACGUUAUUCCUGUUAAUGCUUAUGGCUGUUAUGACGAUGGAAGUCUCACGGAUAGUAAGACUUGUAGCAUUUUUAAGCGUGAUGGGGAGAAUGUUAUUCUCUUCAAGAGUGGUUUGGCUAUGCUUGCUGCCGUCGCGGGUCUUGGUGCGCUUGUCUGGAUCCUCUUCAUUGUCACGUUUGUCUGGACUCUCGUCAUGUUCCUUCGCGGCCGCAAGGAAGGUCGCUUCGCUGUCAACCUCGCUGCCUCUCCUUCGCCCAACAACAACUACCAAAUGGAGACCAAGGUCAACGAAGGCCAGCCCAUGGUCCAGCCUGUUCAACCUCAGGGCGUUCCCCAGCAGCCAUACCAGCAACAACCUACUCAGGGCCAAUUCGCUCCUCAACAACAGCAGCAGUAUCCUCAGGGCACUCCAUCUCCCUACCAACCUGCCCAGAGCCCAUACCAACAACAGGGCGCCUAUCCUCCUCCCGCCGCACCCUACUCUCCUCAAGACCAGCAGUACCAAGGUCAGCAGAACUACGGACAGUAUCCUCCUCAGCAGUACCAACAGCCUUCCCAACCUCAGGGAAGUGAGCUUGAUGGCCAGACAAACUACUCUACACCUCCUCCCGCUGCAGUGUCUCCUCCUCCUCAGCAUUACGGAAGUGAGCUUGAUGGCCAGACGAACUAUACCCACCCUCCUCCUGCUUCAAUGUCGCCGCCCCCUCAGCCUCAGCCUUAUCCUCCCCAAGCGUAUCCCCAGCAGUAA